Messenger RNA from Pistacia vera, 1545 nucleotides. RefSeq names its product increased DNA methylation 1-like. Gene Ontology annotation, molecular function: transcription corepressor activity. Gene Ontology annotation, biological process: negative regulation of DNA-templated transcription. NCBI's taxonomy places the organism in Eukaryota, Viridiplantae, Streptophyta, Magnoliopsida, Sapindales, Anacardiaceae. The transcript has 7 exons. The coding region runs from base 1 to 1545 and encodes 514 amino acids. The record is from RefSeq and is a predicted model, not a curated record.
AUGGCUUAUAAGAUGAGGACUCGAAAGCAGACUAUGAUUUACUUGAAUCAUUCAGGCAGUUCAGAAGAUGAGGUUUAUGACUCAACGUACUCUGACCCUGACUAUACAAGGACCAGGCCACAAAGAAGAUCACGAAACAACAACGUAAGCUCAUCAUCAUCAUCCACUCCACUACAAAUUGCUGAUCGUAAUGUUCAGAUGGAGGAAACAGCACCUGAAACUGGAAGCUCUAGCAGAUCAAAUAAUGGUGGUGCUGUUAAGAGAAGACGUAGACGCCCUCCAAAGAACAAUAGUAUUAAUAAUGGUGAACAAGGACGACGAUCCAGGCGGCCUAGUAACCGACUCCAAGCAAGGCCACCUAGGAGAAGAAGAAGCUCAAACUUGCAUCAAAGGCCGAGUACUUCCAACACUAGCAGAGACGUACUUCCGAGGCAAAGGACAAUCUUGUCAUGGUUGAUUGACAAGGAGAUAAUUCAAGAAAAUGAGCAAGUGUGGUACAUGGAUAAAAGCCGCCAUGCUGCGCUUCAAGAGGGAAAGAUUACUCGGGCUGGUGUGCUGUGUCGUUGCUGUUACAAGGUGAUUACAGUGCAUGAGUUUGAGGAUCAUGCCGAAAGAAGUACUCUUAAGAGGCCAUAUGACAACAUUUAUCUUGUCAGAUUGCAGAGUUAUCUCUUGUCAUACUUGGUUAAGGCAUUGCAGGGAGAGGAUGAAGUCUCACGGCGCGCAUUCAAUCUCAUUCAGCCGCAAACAAUUGCUUCUGAUCAAAAUGAUGAUGCCUGCAUGAUAUGCGCGGAUGGAGGAGACUUGAUUUGCUGCGAGAGGUGCCCUUCAACCUUUCAUCCAAACUGCUUGGAUUUGGAGAAUAUACCUCAAGGGGAUUGGCUGUGUCCUCACUGUGUUUGCAAAUUUUGUGGUGCUGGCAGCAGUAGUUCACUCACGUUGACUGCCUGCGUACUAUGCGAAAUGCAAUAUCAUGGGGAAUGUGUUCUCGAAAUAAAAGGGAUAGAUCUUAAUCGUCCAAGUGUAUUUUGUAGUAGCAUCUGUGGAGAGGAGAUGGUGGGAGUAAGAAAGGAGCUAGAUAAUGGAUAUUCUUGGACUCUCCUACGGCGGAUGCAAGCAUUGACAUAUGCAAGUGGCAAUGAAUUAAACAAGAUGGUCGAAUGCAACUGCAAAAUUGCAGUAGCAUGGACCGUCAUGGAUGAAAUUUUCAUGCCGACAAUUGAUCGGUUUACUACAAUUAAUGUUGUCCAAAGUGUCAUCUACAAUCGUGGGUCUAACUUAAUGCGGUUGAAUUUUAAGCGUUUUUUCACUGCUAUCUUGGAACACAAUGAUGAAAUCAUCUCCAUCGCAACCUUAAGGUCUAACUUAAUACGGUUGAAUUUUAGGCGUUUUUUCACUGCUGUCUUAGAACACAACGAUGAAACCAUCUCCAUCGCAUCGUUAAGUGUUCAGCUUUUGCAAGUGCAGUAUGAAUAUCCAUUUAACUUAGCGAGUGUUGGGUUGAUGAUGAUUUAUAGGGUGAAUGGAAACAAGCUAGCUAGCUGA